Sordaria macrospora k-hell is the source of this 603-nucleotide messenger RNA. RefSeq lists its product as uncharacterized. The record is from RefSeq and is a predicted model, not a curated record. Lineage: Eukaryota; Fungi; Ascomycota; Sordariomycetes; Sordariales; Sordariaceae.
AUGGGCUCGGGUUGCCCACACAAGAGGCUCCACGAGGCCGCGCAACAGAGCCGCAGAGAGCAACUUCUGCGUGAACAAGAGGAGCAGCGCCGUCUCGAGACACCGGCGCAAGCAGAGCAACGCCGCCGCGAGGAAGAUAUUGAGGCGGCUAACUCUCUGAUUCUCCUCCGCGCCGGCUUCGGCGAGUUUGGCCUCUGGGGAAACGUCCCCGGAGCCGUCCCAGGCACGCUGCCACUUCAGUGGCAGCGCAACUACCAAUCUUUGCCUGGCGCGCGCCCGGUCACGUUUGGUCCCGUUGAUGGAAGUGGCAGCAACCAUCAAAGCGCCAACCCCACCACCACCACCACCACCACCAACAGCGCCGCUAAUAUCCCCAACGCCGGCGCGCGUAACAUCACCGGCAACGGCACCGGCCACUCCCACAGCCACCUCGAUUCUUCUGCGCCAGCGAGGCUGGACACCUUGGCGGCAGUGGCUGCCAGCAGCGAGCCGCUGCGCCCGGCCCAGGAGACCAGACCCCUCCAAGAGAGGACCAACGGCUGUAAGUAUUUACCUUUGUUGUCACUGUAUGUUGCAGAACGGAAGCUGACUCAAGUUCAAUGA